ACAGCUGCUCGUUGCUUUAUAUUUAUUUUCAAUUGUGAAAUUGUUAAAGCUAAUAGGUCGAUAAGGUGCAAUAAUGUUUGAAGCACGUCUGGGCAGCACUUUGCUGCUAAAGAAAAUAGUCGAUGCAUUACGUGAUAUGCUUAAUCAGACAACGCUCGACUGCAGCGAUUCGGGCAUACAGUUACAAUCUAUGGACAAUUCGCAUGUUUCACUGGUGGCGCUUUCCCUACAAGUCGAUUGUUUUGAGAAAUAUCGCUGUGAUAAAAAUGUUUCCCUGGGUGUGGAUCUGAAAUCCUUGGCCAAGGUGCUGAAGUGCGCCAGUGGCGAUGAUGCAGUUACUAUCAGUGCUCCGGAUAAGGCCGAUAAGCUCGGACUAAGCUUUGAGUCGUUAAACAAAGAACGCUUUGCAGACUAUGAGCUGCGCCUGCUGAAUCUGGAUCAAGAGCAUCUGGGCAUACCGGAUACGGACUAUUCAUGUGUGGUACACAUGCCUGCCACGGAAUUUGCACGUAUUUGCCGUGACAUGACCACGUUUAGUGAAUCCGUGACAAUAGUCUGCAGCAAAGAUAGCAUCAAGUUCACUGCCAAUGGCGAAAUGGGAACGGCAAACAUAAAGUUGACAGAAACGAGCAAAGGAGAUGUUAGCCUGCAAGUGGAUGAUCCUGUAACCCAAAGCUUUGCUGGACGUUAUCUUAACACAUUUACACGCGCUACGCCGCUCUCGGAGCGAGUAAAGAUUGGCAUGGCAGCCGAUGUGCCAUUACUGGUGGAAUAUCCAAUUGAGGAUUUUGGCUAUAUACGUUACUAUUUGGCUCCCAAAGUGGAUGAUCCAGAAGCGUAAAUGCAAUUUAUUAACAAACU
Drosophila busckii is the source of this 861-nucleotide messenger RNA. It is a transcript of the gene PCNA2, whose product is annotated as proliferating cell nuclear antigen. The record is from RefSeq and is a predicted model, not a curated record. Gene Ontology annotation, biological process: mismatch repair; regulation of DNA replication; translesion synthesis. NCBI's taxonomy places the organism in Eukaryota, Metazoa, Arthropoda, Insecta, Diptera, Drosophilidae. The coding region runs from base 74 to 841 and encodes 255 amino acids. The transcript has 2 exons. Gene Ontology annotation, cellular component: PCNA complex. Gene Ontology annotation, molecular function: DNA polymerase processivity factor activity; DNA binding.